Molecule: messenger RNA, 2647 nt
Organism: Benincasa hispida (wax gourd)
Lineage: Eukaryota; Viridiplantae; Streptophyta; Magnoliopsida; Cucurbitales; Cucurbitaceae
Gene: ABCF4
Product: general control non-repressible 4
Molecular function (GO): ATP hydrolysis activity; ATP binding
Source: RefSeq, a predicted model, not a curated record
GAAAAACGUUAAACCCCCACUCGAUCGUCCUUCUUUCCUCCUCCCAUUUUAUCUCUUUUAUUUCUCCUUUUUCCCACCGGCAGCCGCUCUGAUUUCUUUCCUCUCUUUCAGUUUCUCUCUUUGCCGCAACCUCACAGCUGCCGUCGCAGCCUCUCCGUCUCUCCGUCGCUCAUCGUCGAGAUAAUUUUUUCCCCAUUAUCAGGUUGAUUGGUGCAAUGGGAAGGAAGAAAACAGAAGAAGGCGGUGGUUCCAAAGUCAAGCCUGGUAAAGAUGUUCCUGGGAAGAGAGAGAAGCUUUCAGUGUCAGAAAUGCUUGCCAGUAUGGAUCAGAAAUCAGAUAAACCAAAAAAGGGAUCUUCAUCUUUGGGUGGUGGUGCUAAACCUCAAGCAAAGGCUCCAAAAAAGGUUGCAGCCUACACUGAUGGCAUUGAUCUCCCUCCCUCAGAUGAUGAGGAAGAAGAAAUUGUGUCUGAUGGGGAGCAACAGAGUACCAGUUCCCAGAAACGGCUACCCUGGCAGGACCGGGCCGAGGUUAAGCCUCUGGAGGUGGCUGUAAGUGACAAAGAGUUGAAAAAACGAGAGAGGAAAGAUAUGUUUGCAGCCCAUGCUGCAGAACAGGCCAGACAAGAAGCUCUAAAAGAUGACCAUGAUGCUUUCACUGUUGUAAUUGGUAGCCGAGCUUCGGUUCUUGAUGGUAAUGAUGAAGCUGAUGCAAAUGUCAAAGACAUUACAAUCGAUAAUUUCUCUGUUUCAGCUAGAGGGAAAGAGCUUUUAAAAAAUGCAUCAGUGAAGAUAUCUCACGGGAAGAGGUAUGGUUUAGUUGGGCCUAAUGGUAUGGGAAAGUCCACAUUAUUAAAGCUCCUCGCUUGGAGGAAGAUACCAGUUCCUAAAAAUAUUGAUGUCCUGUUGGUUGAACAAGAGGUGGUUGGUGAUGAUAGAACUGCACUCCAAGCAGUUGUUUCUGCUAAUGAGGAGCUGGUCAAGCUUCGGCAAGAAGUUGCUGAUUUGCAGAAUUUUGAUGGUGGUCAAGAUGACAAUGAUGAUGAUGAUGCGGGAGAGAGGCUUGCUGAGUUAUAUGAAAAGUUGCAGCUCUUGGGAUCAGAUGCAGCUGAGGCUCAAGCUUCCAAAAUUCUUGCUGGACUGGGUUUUAGCAAGGAUAUGCAAGCACGUCCCACCCGUUCAUUUAGUGGUGGAUGGAGGAUGAGAAUUUCAUUGGCUCGGGCUCUUUUUGUUCAGCCAACACUUCUAUUACUAGAUGAACCCACAAAUCAUCUAGACCUUAGGGCCGUUCUCUGGUUGGAGGAGUACCUCUGUCGGUGGAAGAAAACACUUGUUGUUGUGUCACAUGAUCGAGAUUUCCUCAACAGUGUUUGCAAUGAAAUUAUUCAUCUUCAUGACUUUAGGCUUCAUUUUUAUCGUGGAAAUUUUGAUGAUUUUGAAAGUGGGUAUGAGCAGCGACGGAAAGAAAUGAACAAGAAGUUUGAGAUAUAUGAUAAGCAGGUGAAAGCAGCUAAGAGGUCUGGAAGCAGGGCUCAGCAAGAGAAGGUGAAAGACCGAGCAAAAUUUGCUGCUGCUAAGGAAGCCUCAAAGAACAAGUCCAAGGGAAAGGUUGAUGAAGAUGAGCCCCUGCCAGAAGCUCCCAGAAAGUGGAGAGAUUACAGUGUAGAAUUCCACUUCCCUGAACCCACCGAGCUCACCCCACCAUUAUUGCAGUUGAUUGAAGUAAGCUUCAGCUAUCCAAAUAGGGAAGAUUUUCGACUUUCUGAUGUUGAUGUGGGAAUUGAUAUGGGAACUCGGGUUGCUAUUGUUGGGCCCAAUGGAGCGGGGAAAUCUACUCUUCUGAACCUGCUCGCAGGUGAUUUGGUACCAACAGAAGGUGAAGUUCGUAGGAGCCAGAAGUUGAGGAUUGGGAGGUACUCGCAACAUUUUGUAGACCUUCUGACAAUGGAGGAAACACCAGUUCAAUAUCUUCUUCGUCUUCAUCCUGAUCAAGAAGGUCUAAGUAAGCAGGAGGCUGUUCGUGCUAAGUUGGGGAAGUUCGGACUUCCUAGCCACAAUCACCUCACGCCGAUUGCUAAAUUGUCUGGGGGCCAAAAAGCCAGGGUUGUUUUUACCUCAAUUUCCAUGUCAAAGCCACACAUAUUACUGCUUGAUGAACCAACAAAUCACUUGGACAUGCAGAGUAUUGAUGCACUUGCUGAUGCCUUGGAUGAGUUCACUGGUGGAGUUGUUCUCGUUAGUCAUGAUUCCCGACUCAUAUCACGUGUCUGCGAGGAUGAAGAAAAAAGUGAAAUUUGGGUUGUUGAAAAUGGCACUGUGGAGUUUUUCCCUGGAACUUUUGAGGAAUACAAGGAACAAUUGCAAAAGGAGAUCAAAGCUGAGGUUGAUGAUUAGAUAAGUUAUCUUGAGAAAGACGUCGGAUUUUCGAGUAGCACAUUCUACUUUAUCCUUUUUGGUUUCUGAUGUUUACUUUACAUUUUAAGUAUUCAGGUCAAUGUGUCCUAAUUCUGUAAUAUCCUUCGUGCGUGAAUUACUUAUAAUUCGGGUAUGUACAAUUAGAGAGAGAAUUGUCAUGAGUUUUGCUCGAGCUACUGUAACAUAUUCUAUUAAGAAUUUCACAGUAUUCAAAAUUUUUGGUUCCUUCUUUA